Molecule: messenger RNA, 1428 nt
Organism: Parathielavia appendiculata
Lineage: Eukaryota; Fungi; Ascomycota; Sordariomycetes; Sordariales; Chaetomiaceae
Product: HIT-like protein
Exons: 3
Coding region: 206-1222 (338 amino acids)
Molecular function (GO): catalytic activity
Source: RefSeq, a predicted model, not a curated record
GCGUGAUGACAUGACAUUGACGCAGUGGGUAAGGUCGCUCAAGGUUGGCUUGGCCGAGUUGUGGAAUCUGGCUGGGGUCACUUCCAACUUUCCAACACGAGCAACCUGCUGAACCUCACACUACCCCACCUGAAACCUUAUAAAAACGACAAACAUCUAGAGCUGCCGUAAAAUCGGGCUUGAUCCCUACGGUACCCGAGGUAGCAUGACCGCGACCAUAAGACCCUGGACCAGAAUAAUCGGUGCAUUCCAGCCUACAGCUUUCAUCCGGCAAUCGAUAGUCCCUCGAUCAUCGGUGAGAAUCAUGGGAAUGAACAGCAAUACGUCCUCGUCGGCCACAACACCCCCGUCUCAACAAGACACCAUUUACUUUGGCCCGUUCGAAGUAACAAAACAGGUCUUCCUCAAAACACCACACUCCUUCGCCCUCGUCAACCUCAAGCCGCUCCUGCCAGGCCACGUCCUCGUCUGCCCACUGCGCCCCCACCGCCGCCUGACCGACCUUUCAAUGGCCGAGCUGACGGACCUUUUCACGGCCGUCCAGCGCGUCCAGCGCAUGCUGGCCCGCCACUACUUUGACCUUCCAUCUCCUUCUUCCCAGGUAAACACCCCUGAUGGCGGUACCACCAGUACCUCAACGCCAACGCCUACAACGACGACGACAACCCAACAACAACAACAACAGCAGCAGCAACAGCAACAGCAGCAAGCCAGCGAAAAGCUAGUAGCAGACGCAGACGCAGGCCCAGUCGAACAAGGCGGUUCCUUCAACAUCGCAUUACAAGACGGGCCCGAGGCUGGGCAGACCGUCCCACACGUGCACGUGCACGUGAUCCCGCGCAUCCGCGGAGCGACGGCCAAGCCGGUCGAGACGCCGUCCGACGCCAUCUACGACCAGAUGGCGGCCGAGGAGGGCAACGUGGGCGGGGCGCUGUGGGAUCGCGAUUAUCUUGGUGGUAGUAGUAAUCAUGAUCAUGAUCGUAGGAGCCAUGGGUCUCCAAGUCUCGGGCAUGGACAGGGACAGGAGCAGGUUGGGUAUGGUCGGGGUCAGGAGGAUGGGGUUGGGGAAGGGGAUUUGGGAAUGCACACGAGGCCUGUGCCCGGGGGCAGUUUCCCCAGUAUUGAGGACGCGAAUCGGCUGCCAAGGAGGAUGGAGGAUAUGGAGGCUGAGGCUGCCCUUUAUCGCGAGGUGUUAGAGCGGAUGGAGCGGGAGGCGUCGUGAUGCUGAAUUAUCGUACAAUGCGCGAAUGCGUACGAGGUGGUAGAGCGGGGGGGUUCAGGAGUUAGGUUGAGGAGGUGCUAUAACUACUGUUGGUGCUAGAUAUUACGAUGCUGAGAAGAUUGGUGUUGAUAGCUGAGUGAGAGCGAUGACUCGCCAUUAGACAGACCCUGCAAGGUUUAAAAUAGAAAUUCGCUGUUAGUCUUCUG